This is a messenger RNA of Acaulospora colombiana, 1152 nucleotides long. Lineage: Eukaryota; Fungi; Glomeromycota; Glomeromycetes; Diversisporales; Acaulosporaceae. The record is from the annotation of a GenBank genome assembly.
GGCUUAGAACUUAUAGCGAGCUUGUUCAUAAAAAUCAAAACACAGUUGAUGGCCUCAAGUAUCUUGUGGGCGAAAGUGUGAGUCAGCAAUCACAACCACCCUUACGUCCGUAUCAACAGGAAUGCAUUGAAACUUGUUUGCGCAAAUUUAUUGAAGAGAAGGUAAAACGUCAGAUCGUGUCGUUACCUGUAGGAAGCGGAAAAACGGUCAUAUUUUCCAAUUUGAUCCGGAAAAUUCCUCCGCCAUAUCCUGGUGCCGACAAAGUUCUCGUGCUAGCUCACAGGGAGGAACUCCUUGAUCAAGCAUAUAAGCAAAUCAGCAAAUUCUCUCCAGAUUUGACACUAGAAAUAGAUCAAGGAGAAAGAAUUGCAAUGGGAACGGCCAAUGUUAUUAUUGGGAGCGUACAAUCGCUAGGAAGAUCGGAAUCAAAUCGCAUAAAAAAAUACGACCCGUCCAAUUUCAAAGCUAUUAUAAUCGAUGAGGUGAAGCUCUCGGAAUUCCCGCUAAAUUGGAUCGUACAAGUGUUGGAACAUGAUUUACAAAUUGAUUCAACAGUUCGAAGAUAUGAUGGAAUUUCGUUGGGAGAAAUUUUCGAUGAAAUCACCUAUCACAAAGACUUUUUGGACAUGAUAAAUGAGAAAUGGCUAUGCGAUCUUCGAGUGACGACAAUUAAAACAGAUAUUGACUUGUCCGACGUUAAAAGUAAUAAGGAAGACUUCAUAGAAAGUGAUCUUUCCAAAUAUGUUAAUGUGCGACAACUAGAUAUCGAACAUGUGGAAGCACUUACGAAGAUGUUCAUAGAUUGUGGUGUCGAUGCCUUCUCCAUAACAAGUAAGACAAAGAAACAUAUUCGAUCAGAAAAAUUAAAUGAUUUCAGGGCAAGAAAAUUCCCGGUAUUGGUUAAUUGCGGGAUUCUGACAGAGGGAACCGACAUUCCUAAUGUCGAUUGUAUUAUAAUGAGUCGACCGACGAAAUCGCCCGUACUUUUUCAGCAAAUGAUUGGGCGUGGGAUGCGUCUUGCUGAAGGAAAAGAGGACUGUCUGGUCUUGGAUUUUAUAGAUUCAUAUAUCAAUUUUCCGGACUUGGUCACUGUUCCAUCUCUAUUGGGACUGAAACCAGACACAGAAAUGAAAGGCUCGUACAUUUAUACGG